This is a messenger RNA of Lepus europaeus (European hare), 2219 nucleotides long. RefSeq names its product selenophosphate synthetase 2 (gene SEPHS2). Gene Ontology annotation, biological process: L-selenocysteine biosynthetic process. The transcript has a single exon. Gene Ontology annotation, molecular function: ATP binding; selenide, water dikinase activity. NCBI's taxonomy places the organism in Eukaryota, Metazoa, Chordata, Mammalia, Lagomorpha, Leporidae. Gene Ontology annotation, cellular component: cytoplasm. The record is from RefSeq and is a predicted model, not a curated record.
GGCUGGGAGGCAGCGUGAGGCGCGAGUCGGGCGGUGCGGGUCUCGCCGGGAGACUCUCUGCGGGUAAUAUUUGACUGUUGCUUGCUAUCAGCUUGAGUAAAAAAAUAAAAGGAGCCUCUGCGCUGCUCUCCGCCCCGCCGCGCCGCUCGGCGCCAUGGCGGAAGCCGCGGUGACCGGCGCCAGCGGAGAGGCGAUGGCGGCGAUGGUGGCGGCGGAGGGCUCCUUGGGCCCGGGGGUCUUGUCUCUGGGCCGGGGCUUCUCGAACUACCGGCCCUUCGAGCCGCAGACGCUGGGCCUCAGCCCGAGCUGGCGGUUGACGGGCUUCUCGGGCAUGAAGGGCUGAGGCUGCAAAGUCCCGCAGGAGACGCUGCUCAAACUCCUGGCGGGACUGACGCAGCCGCCCGUGGGGCCCUCGCUCGGCCCCGGCCUGGUCGGGGGCCAGGAGCAGGCGGCGCAGGACGCCGGCGCGGCGCCGCCGAGCCUGGCGAUCGGGCUGGACUCGUGUGUCAUCCCGCUGAGACACGGGGGCCUGUCGCUGGUGCAGACGACGGACUUCUUCUACCCCUUGGUGGAAGACCCCUACAUGAUGGGGCGCAUAGCGUGCGCCAACGUGCUGAGCGACCUGUACGCCAUGGGCAUCACCGAAUGCGACAACAUGCUGAUGCUCCUCAGCGUCAGCCAGGGUAUGAGCGAGGAGGAGCGGGAGAAGGUCACACCGCUCAUGAUCAAAGGCUUCCGGGACGCGGCGGAGGAAGGCGGGACCGCAGUGACCGGGGGACAGACGGUGGUCAACCCGUGGAUCAUCAUCGGAGGCGUCGCCACGGUGGUGUGUCAGCCCAACGAGUUCAUCAUGCCCGACAGCGCCGUGGUCGGAGACGUGCUGGUGUUAACCAAACCCUUAGGAACCCAAGUUGCUGUCAACGCCCACCAGUGGCUGGAUAAUCCGGAAAGAUGGAAUAAGAUCAAGAUGGUGGUCAGCAGGGAGGAGGUGGAGCUGGCCUACCAGGAAGCUAUGUUCAAUAUGGCGACCCUCAACAGGACGGCGGCUGGCUUAAUGCACACGUUCAAUGCCCACGCAGCCACCGACAUCACAGGAUUUGGCAUUCUGGGACACUCUCAGAACCUGGCCAGGCAACAGAGAAAUGAAGUGUCCUUUGUCAUUCACAACCUGCCUAUCAUUGCCAAGAUGGUGGCCAUCAGCAAAGCCAGUGGACGCUUCGGCCUUCUUCAGGGAACCUCGGCCGAAACCUCAGGGGGACUGCUGAUUUGUCUGCCGAGAGAACAGGCCGCGCGCUUUUGUUCCGAGAUCAAAUCUUCCAAGUACGGAGAGGGCCACCAGGCGUGGAUCGUGGGCAUCGUGGAAAAGGGAAACCGGACAGCUCGGAUCAUCGACAAGCCUCGGGUGAUCGAGGUCCUGCCUCGGGGAGUGGCUGCCACUGCUCCUGCCCUCGCUCCUGACAGUGCCAAUGCCUCCUCCGAGCCCAGCUCGUGAGAGGCGAGAGUGGAGAGGGUGUCGGGAACUCAGAGCCUCUGGCUACAACUGUGGAUGCUUGUCAGGCGUUGGUCUCAAGGAAUUUCCAAAGAAGGCUUUGAGUAUAGUGGUUCCAGCCAGCCCAUCAAAAGCUGCCUCCGUGUACAUUCCAUGGCCAGAAGGAACAGUUUUAACUUGGGAGAGGGGGGUUGGGGGGGGGAUAUUGGUUUCAUCUCCUGGGUAGACAAGGAGAGGAAAAAAAAAAAAAAACCUGUUUUCCUCUUUUCCAAAGCACGGUGAGGCUGUUCCACUUUGAGGGAUUUUUCUUUGCGCUGGGUUGAUUUGUUCCUGCCUCGGGAGUUAAAUCGUUAACAAUGCCACACAUGUAAAAGUAAAUUGCAAAGCGAAAACAAUUUUCAGUCAGAAGCAAAUGAGUUUGGACCAAUGCUGUUGAUAAAUCUACAUGCUGUAGUUGAUUUUUUUCGGGAAGUACUGGCUCUUUCCUGCUCUGGACAAGAAUUGAGCAGCUUGUCCAGCGCCUGGGAAGGGAGGGCCUGCAGCCAUCUCCCUUGGUCUCUGUUAAUGACGCCUCUCCCUGUAAACCCCACUGCGGACUGGGAGAGGCAGAGCAAAGCCCAGAGCCCAGGCCUUGGUGGUCACUGGAGAUGUUGCAUCUUGUGCUGAAAAAAGUCCUGGUGAUUCAAUUAGUGAUCGGUCAUUUCUAGUUCAAUAAAGGGGCUUCAUUGGA